This is a messenger RNA of Ixodes scapularis (black-legged tick), 4917 nucleotides long. RefSeq names its product sodium-dependent nutrient amino acid transporter 1. The coding region runs from base 427 to 2304 and encodes 625 amino acids. Gene Ontology annotation, molecular function: L-amino acid transmembrane transporter activity. The record is from RefSeq and is a predicted model, not a curated record. Gene Ontology annotation, biological process: sodium ion transmembrane transport. Lineage: Eukaryota; Metazoa; Arthropoda; Arachnida; Ixodida; Ixodidae. Gene Ontology annotation, cellular component: membrane. The transcript is spliced from 16 exons.
GAUCAACGCUUUUUGAAUACAACCUGGCGACUCGUGUUGCAGAUAGCGGCCCAUAAACCACGUGACCCUUAUUGAGCAGUCGGAAAACGCACUCUGAAAAUCUAGGCACACUACCUUCGUGGUUACGACAGGAACCCGACUGGCGUGGGGGGACACCGGUCCAGUCGUCGCGCGGCAGAACGUCGGUGCGUGCGCGCACGUGAGUCGCUACGCGGGUUCGUCAGCCCGCCUUAGUUGAUUAUCAAUCGGCUUCAUUGUGAGCGAACUGCGCACGGCGCCCGAUAAUGGUUCGGCGUCACUAUAAAGAUCGAGAUUAGAGGAAACAACGUACGCAGCUUCGCAACGGGAUACUGAGAGAUCACUCGCACGCACGCACCUCGAAGCUCCGAAGCAUCGCCCAAUAAGUGAUCGUUGCGUUGUCUCAAGAUGAGGAAGAACCGUCAAGAAUGGGAAUUGGAGGACGUUCGUCGGUUAUCUCAAGACAAAGGCGAGAAAAAAGACACCACACUGAGCCUCAACCCUGAAGGGACCAAAGAUGAGGGCCAGACGGAUGACUCACGUACUCAAUGGGGCCAAGGGCUACAGUUUUUCCUUUCGUGUCUAUCUAUUUCUAUUGGCUUGGGCAACGUAUGGAGGUUUCCCACUCUCGCAUACCAAAAUGGAGGAGGUGCUUUUCUUAUUCCUUACUUUGUGGUAUUAUUCCUCAUUGGAAAGCCAAUGUACUUCCUUGAACUUGCUAUUGGGCAGUUUGUGGGCAAAAGUCCCCUCAAGAUUUGGAAGUGUGUUCCUGGUUUUAGAGGUAUCGGCAUUGCUCAGAUAUUUUCGACAUUUUACACGUUGGUCUCUUACAACUACAUCAUGGCUCUGUGCCUGUUCUACAUGUUCGCGUCCAUGCAAAGCGUCCUUCCCUGGACUUAUUGUGACACCGAAUGGAGCGACGAAACCUGCUACGACAACGACCUGGAAAAUUCGACGAUGGAAUACACCGCCAACGUCACGUCGUCAGCAGAGCAGUACUUUCAAAAGUACGUCCUGAAGAAUUCGGGUGGCUUCACUUUGCCAUCAGCUUUGGACUGGCGAAUGGCGCUAUGCUUGCUCUUGGCUUGGGUUUGUGAAGCCCUCUCAACCAUCAAAGGUGUUGAUUCGAUUGGCAAGGUUGUCUACGUUACAUCUACAUUUCCAUAUGUGGUCUUGGUAUCACUGCUGGUGAUCACAUGUCUUCAAGAUGGAGCCUUUACCGGUAUUAAAGCUUUCUUCGUGCCCCAGUGGGAAAAAAUUCUUGACAUCGAGGUGUGGUUCAAAGCCUGCGAGCAGUCGUUCUUCUCUCUGGGAAUCGGGUUCGGUUACCUAGUCAUGUACUCUAGCUUCAACGAUUUUAAACACAACGUGGGAAGAGACGCUUUUCUCAUCAGUAUCGCGGACACCAUUACAAGCGUCCUCGCUGGCUGCGUGGUAUUCGGCACACUGGGGUCGUUGGCCCAUGAGCUGGGAACCGAUGACAUAUCCCAGGUUUUAAAAGGAGAAUCAGAUCUCGGCCUGGCCUUUGUAACUUACCCAGAGGCUCUCAGUCGGAUUUCGUUCAUUCCGCAGUUUUGGUCGGUGAUGUUCUUCAUCAUGCUUUUCAUGCUUGGACUGGGAAGUGGUGUUGGAGGUGUGCAGUUGGUAACCACAGUGCUCACGGACCAAUAUCCGGGAUGGAGCAAGUGGAAGAGCCAUAUCUCUAUACUUUUCUGUGUAAUUUCAUUUGGCACUGGCCUUGUCUUGUGCACUGACAGUGGAAACGCCAUUAGGCUGCUCUUCGACAACUACGGUGUUGGCCGGGCGUUAUUUAUUUACGGUACUUUGCAAGUUGUGGGAUUCGUCUGGAUUUAUGGCUUCAGAAAUAUAAUUGAAGAUUUUGAGUACAUGCUCAACAAGAAAGUCUCUUGGUACUGGAAGAUUACCUGGGGAUUCAUUACUCCAGUUUCUCUCAUUUCAAUCUUCAUCUACGGUACUGCAACCGAAGGCGGAUCGUCCAGUUUGCCUCCAAUUGGUCAGACAAUCGGUUGGAUUAUGGCCGGCAUUGCUGUCGGCCAGAUAGUACUUUGGAUGACCAUCACCUUCAUCAACGCAAAAGGCUCAGACAUACUUGAGAAACUGAAAACAACGUUCUCUCCGACUCCCUCGUACGGUCCGAGGGACCCAAAAGUCUUUAAGGAGUGGAAAGAGUGGAAAUUUAACAAGCGCAACAAUGCAUCCGUGACGUUACCUUACAACAUCAGCGGCCAAGUCAAUCCUUCGUACCAGAGAGACGAAGACUAUUGAUUACAAUGGCGGCCUUAGCUGUGAUAUUGCAUUGCAUUCUCAUCAUCUACAGUGUAAACGCAUGUUCAUAUCGUAUUUUAUUUCAAGUGAGCGGGCAUCUUAAGAUAUAAAAAAAAGGUAUAUGUAAUCUCACUUUGAUCUCACUAGAGGGAUGCGUCUUUAAAGUAAACUAUGACUGCUCGCAUCGCUCUCAACUUGCAUGUUCAUCACCUGGUAAUUCAAAAUCUUUACAACUCCAAGUGGCUUCCUUGGGUAAAAGGGUGUUAUUCUAGUUUGGCUUAAGAAUCGAGUUUGCCAAGAGGCUCUAAAAGUCAGUCUGUUUACUUUCGCCUCUAUUCCUUAGCGCUGACAUUCGAUCUUUUGAGAGAGUGUAAGAUGGCUUCGGCUGGCUCGAGCAACGAAAGCCAAAUGAUAAUCAGUGCUUGGUACAUUUUUUUUUUGCUCCUCUAAAAAUGGUGGAAUUUGCUUUCAUGUCUCUUCCGUCCGUGUGAAAAAAAAGUAGAAGUGUGCAGGGUGUUGUUUUAGGAUAUACAGAUUUGUUUUAAAAAAAGCUGUGAAAGCUACGCUAAUGCGGUCUGUGCGGGUGAGUUAUAUGGCCAGGGGACAAAAGCUAAUUUGACACUAUACGACGACUAAUUAACUAUAAAUUGUUAAUUUUUUUCUAUUUGUGAAAAUGUUUAUGUGGUAUUAAACAGAAGCUUGCUGAGAGUCGUUGAAAAUCACUGAAGUCGGUAAAUUUUACAAAUUUAUAAAGCACUUGGAAAGCACGAUAGUGCGCUAUAGUUACCACUGUGCAACAGGUGCAAAGCUGACGUUGCGGAAACGCGUGAGGUAAGAGAAAGAACCCGCGAGGGCGCGUUUUUACACCCAGAGCCUUGCGCCUGUUACACGACUAGUAACUUUAUUGCACCACGGUGCUUCCUCCGCUCUUUAAGACAUUCUAAAGUUUACUGAUUCAGUAGGAUUCGAUGGCGCUCAGCAAGUUUGUAGUUAGAACCAUUUGUUUUUCUUUACUAAUUAAAAAUUUGAUCAAUAAAAUACUAGUUAAUUAGUUGUCACUGUGAUGAUUAACCUCCUAUUAUGUUUCAUUGACCAUACGUAUAACUCACCUGUGAAGACCGCGUUUAUGUUGCUUUGACGGCUUAAAAAAAAGAUUUGUAAAGUAUAAACAUACACAGUGCCUAUCAGGAGGCGAACUUUUGGCAUUAUCUGCUUUCAUUGUUUAGGGUGAAUGUGUCAAGCGAGGUUUGGAUAAAGGCAUAGAACCAGACACUCAGUAUGUGGAAAACUACAGCUCGGGACACAAAGAAAAAACAAAUUUGUCAGGUACGAGUCUAGAGAGAAAAAUGCUACAAAUAACUGUUAUCAUGCCUUAUCAUCACUGGAGUCAGGCCAUUUGAUAAGUGAGAAUGUGAGAAUCAUCAUAUCUCGCGGAAAACCCAUGAAGGCAACUACCCGAUGUUGAUCGAUUUGUUAUCACAAUCGUUCAUUUGGUUCACGUUCCUUUUAGCGAUAUCGCAGUAUCCCUCCAUCAAGUGCCUUAUUGUCGACUUGCAUCUUCCCGAAACAACUGCCAUGUUCCGGAGCCAAUCAACAUAGUUUUUUUUUUAUUUGCAUUUUAAACAUUCUUUUAAGACUGUGACUUUUUUGUAUAUCUUUGUUUGGUCAUUUUUAUUCUCACCGUCACAACUGGCAUUUUAUCUUUAUCAAAGAGUGUGCUCUCACUUAUAUUUUUCUACUUCAGCUUCUUUCUGCUCGUUUUUCAGAUCUGCUUGUUGGCGGUUUUUUUUUUCAUUCUUGAAGUUUUACCUUGUUAUAGUUGUUUUUCUUGUUUUCUUUCUUUUUUUAAAGUCAUUAAGAAAGGUCUAUACCCGUUUUCACUUCAAGAACCGAAGUUAAAAAAAAAAUGUCGGGGAUUUGCAGAGCACUACUAAUUUACUCCUUUAUUUGAACAAUUAAGAUAUAUCUAGGUGAAUUUUAGACUAGAUAUAUGUUAUCUUAUCAAGAUGUCCACGUUCCAAACGCGAAGAGCAUCGCUUUUUUCUUCUACAGCCAAAUGUCGUAACAACUUCUUGGUGCCGCAUAUGACAUUUGAAAAAUGCGUAAAACUGGCUUCUUUCUUGAGGUGAAAGCGGGCAUAGGAAUGUUUUAGAAUGUAUAAAACUGGUCGGAAUUGUCAAAAACAUGAGGGAUCAAAUUUCCUGCAGGCGUUGUCAAGGGUUAGAAUUAACAUUACUAUUUGAAUUUCUCAGAAGUUGCAAGAUGAUUCGAAACGAACAUUACCGAAAUCAUCGAUAUAUAAUAUCACAUUACAUGUGUACUUCUACCAAGGUUGUUAUUGCAAAGUUAUUUGUGAGUGGCAACAUUUUACGAAAGACCGAUGCCUUGAAGCGAUUUCAUGACUUGUAUAUGUUGUAUAAAUAAGAUUAUUGACUUUGUUAGCACUCGACAACGUCGAGACCCUGUUUUGCAUCAUGUUAUGUGAUUCUAGUUUGUUGUGCACUUGUGACUAUUAAAACACCCUAAUCGUCAUUGUGUGAAGUGAUAUAUUUUGUACACAUGUCAUAGCCCUAUAGGGUUAAAAAUAUACAAAAUAAAAGCAUAAAUAUUUUA